UAGCAGAGUUUGUGUGGUUGUCUUGGUGAAGAUGUCUGCCGCAGAAGAAGAUACUGAGCUUCGGGACUUGCUAAUACAAAACUUGGAAACUAGCGGGGUCCUCGGUAAAAUAAAGGCAGAACUCCGAGCAGCUGUGUUUCUAGCUUUGGAAGAACAGGAAAAAGUAGAGAACAAAACUCCUUUGGUUAAUGAAAGCUUGAAAAAGUUUUUAAACACAGAAGAUGGACGAUUGGUGGCCAGUCUUAUCUCGGAUUUUUUGCAGUUUUUUAACCUGGACUUCACACUGGCGGUUUUUCAGCCUGAAAUAAGCACAUUGAAUGGAUUGGAAAGCCGAGAUGCUGUAGCCAGGGAGCUGGGAAUUCCGGACACAGAGGCAACCAAAGGGGCACCGCUGCUGUUGGAAUUAAUGAAGAGGGGUCGCCACAAAGAUAGAGGCUCCAGUUUUGCAGAGGGUGAUUGGGCUGUACAUAUUCCUAAGGAAUUGUCGCUAAAGCAGAUAGCUGAAGCCAGGAAAAAGUUUGAUCAUUAUGAUAAGGACAGAAGUGGUGAGAUAAACAAAGAAGAAUUGAGGACACUGUUUACAGAUCUUUUCCCUCACUUUCAUAAGAAUAUGCUGGAAAGGUAUGUUACUGAUGAGUUCAGAGCUGUGGAUAAAGAUUUUAGUAACUCUAUUGACUUUGACGAGUUUCUUGGAAUGUACAAACGUUUAUUUAUCCAGUGUAGAAGUGUGGUGACAAAUGAUAUGUCCGACAUUGUUCAAACACCAAGCAAGUUCCAUGACGAGAAGCUACAUUUUACAUCAGUAAGCAAGGUUAUUGAAACCAGCCAUAGCGAAUUAAGCUUGCCGACUGGAGGUGUGAAGAAUAAAAGCAAUGUCCAGAUAUCAGCCAGUGAAUCAAAACUGGAAUCAAAGUUCAACAGCAAUGUUCCAGCAGUUAAGAAGGGUAAAGAUUUUGAUCUGGACAAUGAAGAGGAUGAAGGAGAUUCUUUCUUUGAUGAUCCAUUGCCUAAACCUGAGAAAACAUAUGGCUGUAUAUCCCUGGCAGACAAAAGUGUUUCAGGGGCAAGUGUCUCAGAAAACAAGAUGAACAAUAAUCACGAAGAGUGGUCGCAGACAGACAAAAGUAUUUCAGGAGGAUCUUUUUCAAAAAGCAGGAACGGUAGUUGUCACAAAGAGAUCACUGAUAAAAAUAGUGACACAGAUGAAGAGACUGAGGAUCCCUUUGUAGAGAAUGGUAAUGGGCACAAUCCUGAAGAGAGGAGGACAGAUUCAAGUAGGCCAGUGGGAAGUCUUGCAUCUCUUUCCGAUGCACCUCUUUUAAAAACUGGUUUAGGGUCCCUGGCUGGAGUACCCCCACUUAAAGGACCUGCUGACAUUGGUAAUGGCAAACAUAUUGAUUUGAAAGACCUGAAGACAAUGAAUGAGAAAAUAGGCUCCCUUGGAUUAGGAGAUGAAGAUGAUUAUGAUGAUGAUUUUAACAGCACCAGCCAUCGAUCAGAUAAAACUAAAAGUGAAGUUAGCAUUGGAGAAGAGAUUGAAGAAGAGCUUUCUAUUGAGGGGGUGGAUUUCAAUGCCAGUGAUAAGCUUGAUGACUUCACACUGGAUCGCAGCAUUUCACAGUUCAGUGAAACUAUUGACUACAUGGAGGAAGUUGCAUAGACAUGCUGUAAUGUACAAUAGAUCAGACGGCACUGUUCAGACAAUCUUACUUUACUCAAAAAAGCUGGAACUUGAAAACCUUGUCGGUGCCUUUUCUUUACAGAUGUACACUAAACUGAAACUUCACUACAAAUUCUUAACUGUGCAAAGGAGGCGGUUACAACUGCUAUCAUUAUUCAGUCAGGACUGUACAAUUUAAAGUGUUUCUUUUGUUAUAUUUCAAUAAAACAGUAUAUCGUGAAAAAAACAGCUCCAGACAUAUUGACACAACCCUGCUGUAGCUAGAUGGGGAAAUACACUGAAGGUAAAAUAUGGACAGCUUAUGAAAGCUUUCAUACUGCUUCUUUUACUUAGCUUGAUCUACCUUAAAAUUAUUUAGCUCAAGAAUUGUGCUAGCAGGGUUUGGAAUGUGGUUAUUGCUUUUGUAUUUCCUACCCUAGUUACAGUACACUUAGUACUGUAACUAGGGUAGGAAAGUUCUGAUCAGCUGAUAAUCAUAUUUACCCUGUUAAUAUUGUGCCCCUAGGGCCACUGGUACAUUCACAAAUAGGCAAUUCAGACAUGAGGAUGCAAUACAAUCUCUUACUGUAUAUGCUUGAAUAAUUUAUUAAAAAUUGCAAAAUGGGCUUAACAAAGUGAUGCACUCAUUUCUAAUGUGUUAUGUAUCAGAAAGAAGUACUGCAGUUUUCUUUUGCGUAAGAUGUGGCAGUCUGAUUUUGUUAUUGAAGCACAACAUUAAAAUAUGAAUUCCCAUUCUUACCAAGUAGCCAGGUAUUUCUCUGACUGCUUUCUCAGAAUAUUUCAGACCUCUGAGUUACACACAAUCUAUUUGACUAAUGCAUCAAAAAGAUGUUUCUGUAUUACUUACCAGUGCCAAACACCGACUGUGCAGUCAGUGACCUACUUUAACACCAGGAGAAUCAUUUACAGUGCUGACAUUAUUGAACUGAAAAGGGGAGUGAUACUGUAAUACAAUUACAUUGUGGUUGAAGGGUAUUGUUGAUUAAAUAAAAAUUAUUGGAGAGAAGUGUACUGUCAAAAAAAACUGUUAAAUUGAGCUAAUUAUACAUUAUAUGUGCUGCUUUGUUGUACUGCUGUGCUUAAAAUACAUUUUUUCUGUAAUUUCUGUCGAGUAGCCUCUAUCUCAAAAGAGCCAGAGGAGGGUUUACCUGGAGCCACAUGUCAAAUCAUGAUUUUUCUGUAUUUACCACAAGAAGUAGUGGUUAUCUAAAGUUGAUAAUGUGGUACCAAUCAUUUCAGGUGAUCUGUUAGGUUGCCUUUUCAGUAUAUUUAUGUAUUUUUAAGGUUUCUGCUUUUUAAAAAUCCAUCUUGAAUCUGCUGUUUUAAAAGACAAUACAG
Molecule: messenger RNA, 3019 nt
Organism: Polyodon spathula (Mississippi paddlefish)
Lineage: Eukaryota; Metazoa; Chordata; Actinopteri; Acipenseriformes; Polyodontidae
Gene: cep43
Product: centrosomal protein 43
Exons: 20
Coding region: 32-1660 (542 amino acids)
Biological process (GO): microtubule anchoring
Cellular component (GO): centrosome
Molecular function (GO): calcium ion binding; protein binding
Source: RefSeq, a predicted model, not a curated record